GGUGUGCUUUCCCUCUGUGACAUCACUCAGACUGUGACGUCCAUUCUUCCUGUUUCCUCCAGCUGUGUCUUAAAGUAAAUCUUGUUGUAGUGCGGAGACUCAGCUGAGCUCUGCCUGCCGAAAUAAUACAAUCCCAGGCAGGCAAAGGAGAGCCACACAAAAGAGUCUCUUCUCAUUCUCUGCCUCAUUCUCCCUCUGUGUGUGUGUGUGUGUCUCCCUCUCUGCCUCCUGCUUCUCUCUGGCACAUUCACACACACACUUAGUCACUCGCACACACACAGUCUCCCUCCCUUGUCAAAUUGUCCUAUUCAUCAGCAGAUAUUCCAGCCUCUGUGUUUUCUGUCUUUCGCCGGCAAAGAGGAUCACUUUCAUUGCUUUCCCUGAGGUCCCAGGAUUCUCGAGCUGUGCCCAGCUGACAAGCUUUUGAAGAUGGCACAAUAACAGUCCAGUGAUGCCUGACCAUGACAGCACAGCCCUCUUAAGCACGCAGACCAAGAGAAGAAGAGUUGACAUUGGAGUGAAAAGGACAGUGGGGACAGCAUCUGCAUUUUUUGCUAAAGCAAGAACAGCGUUUUUCAGUGCCAUGAAUUCCCAAGGUUCCGAACACGAUGUUGAGUAUUCAGUAGUGCAACAUGCAGAUGGGGAAAAGUCAAAUGUGCUCCGCAAGCUGCUGAAGAGGGCAAACUCCUAUGAAGAUGCCAUGAUGACUUUUCCAGGAGCAACCAUCAUUUCCCAGCUGUUGAAAAAUAACAUGAACAAAAAUUGUGGCACAGAGCCCAGUUUCCAAGCCAGUGGCCUUUCUAGCGCCGGCUCAGAAAUACAUCAGGAGGAUGCGUGUAGCAACUCUUCAAGAGACAGCCCCCAAGAGUGUCUUUCCCCAUUUGGCAGGCCUACCAUGAACCAGUAUGAUAUGGAUCGCUUGUGCAAUGAGCACCUGAGAGCAAAACGUGCCCGGGUUGAGAAUAUAAUUCGAGGUAUGAGCCAUUCCCCAAAUGUGGCAUUAAGGGGCAACGAAGAUGAUAGAGAUGGAGCCCCUCGGUCAGUAAGCCCCAGAGAAAGCUAUAGAGAAAACAAGCGCAAGCAAAAACUGCCUCAGCAGCAGCAACAGAGUUUGCAAGAGCUGGUUUCAGCUAGAAAAGAGCAGAAGAGAGAAGAGCGUCGACAGCUGAAACAGCAGCUGGAGGACAUGCAGAAACACCUGCGCCAGCUGCAGGAAAAGUUCUACCAAAUCUAUGAUAGCACCGACUCCGAAAACAAUGAAGAUGGCAACCUGUCUGAAGACAGUAUGCAUUCAGAAAUCAUACAUGCUAGAGCUCAGGAUUUAGUGGGCAGAUCAGAUAAUGAGAUGUUUGACUUAGAUCCUGGUCAGUUUAUAGACCGUGCCCGAGCCCUCAUCAGGGAACAUGAAAUAGCAUCAGAUAAUCACCCCAAAAAAGAUGGUCCUAAAGAUAAAGAUAAUUUACAUCAUCAUUUUCAACCUGAAGGUAAGCACUUGGCAGAAGCAUUAAAGCAUGAACUGAAUACUGCCAUGUCACAGGUAGUGGACACUGUGGUCAAGGUUUUUUCUGCUAAGCCCAUACGCCAACUUCCUCAGGUCUUCCCACCCCUCCAGAUUCCUCAGGCAAGAUUUGCAAUCAAUGGGGAAAACCAUAACUUCCACACCACCAACCAACGUCUGCAGUGCUUUGGUGAUGUCAUCAUUCCAAAUCCCCUGGACACAUUUAGCAAUGUUCCGAUGCCUAGUUCUACAGACCAAACCGAAGCAUUGCCUUUAGUUGUGCGUAAAAAUUCAAAUGAUCAGUCUGCCUCUGGACCACCACCUGGUAGUCACCAUCCUUCACUGCAUCAAUCUCCUCUAUCAGCAGCUGCCAGUUUCUCAUCAUCAUCUUUCCGUCACCCUUUCCCUCUUCCUCUUAUGGCUUACCCAUUUCAAAAUCCAUUGGGUGCUCCCUCAUCAGCUUUUCAAGGAAAAGACAGGUCCUCCCCAGAAUCUCUAGACUUAACUAGAGAAACCACAAGUCUGAGGACCAAAAUGUCAUCACAUCACAUGAAUCAUCACCCUUGCUCUCCAGCUCAUCCACCCAGCUCAACAGAAGGCCUUUCACUGUCCUUCAUCAAGUCGGAGUGCGGAGACAUGCAAGAUAUGUCGGAUAUCUCACCUUAUUCCGGAAGUGCAUUAUACAUGCAGGAGGGGCUUUCUCCAAAUCACUUGAAAAAGGCCAAACUCAUGUUUUUCUACACAAGAUAUCCGAGUUCCAACAUGCUGAAAACCUACUUCUCCGAUGUAAAGUUCAACAGAUGCAUCACCUCCCAACUCAUCAAGUGGUUUAGCAAUUUCCGUGAGUUUUACUACAUUCAGAUGGAGAAGUAUGCCCGGCAAUCCAUUAACGAUGGCAUCACCAGCACUGAAGAGCUUUGCAUCACCCGAGAUUGUGAACUGUACCGAGCUCUGAACAUGCACUAUAAUAAAGCCAACGACUUUGAGCAGGUUCCGGAGAGAUUCCUGGAAGUGGCUCAGAUCACGUUACGAGAGUUUUUCAAUGCCGUUAUCGCAGGCAAAGACGUUGAUCCUUCUUGGAAGAAGGCCAUCUACAAGGUCAUCUGCAAGCUGGACAGCGAGGUCCCGGAUAUCUUCCGGUCGCCCAACUGCCUUCAGGAACUUCUUCAUGAGUAGAUAAAUUCCGCAGGCUGGAGCCGAAUGUAUGAAAAGUACAUUUCCCCUACUCCGACCCCCCACGUGAAAGGUCUAUGUGUGCGUGCGCGUGUAAGUGCUAUACUCGGGCGGAUGGGAUGUGUACGUGCAUUCGAACUGUGCAAUCUCUUUUAUUUUAUUGAAUAGGAUUUUUUCCAAGUAGAGAAUGAACUGGAUAUUCUCCCUUUCCCAGACAGUUGGGUUAGGGGAGAGGCUUUUACAUGUAAAUAUUAUGGGGAAAAAAAUACUUUUCAAUUAUAUUAUAAUUAUUAUAAUUAUUAUCCUUUGGCGAGUUCCCAAUAUGCUUUUUCCUUUGUUGUAACUGAUGGUAACAUUCAUUAGGCAGUUCUACAAGAUCAGGGACGGCCUUUGGGUUGUGCGACCCCUGCAGCCAACAGGGGUGCCAUAUGGAAAGGGUGGUGAGGCACUAGACUGGACAUUCUGUAUAAACACUUGAAACACACAUAUUACAGUAAAAUGUAUAUUUUUAUUUUA
Messenger RNA from Xenopus laevis (African clawed frog), 3187 nucleotides. RefSeq names its product prospero homeobox 1 S homeolog (gene prox1.S). The transcript is spliced from 5 exons. The record is from RefSeq and is a predicted model, not a curated record. NCBI's taxonomy places the organism in Eukaryota, Metazoa, Chordata, Amphibia, Anura, Pipidae. The coding region runs from base 452 to 2674 and encodes 740 amino acids.